Danio aesculapii is the source of this 1753-nucleotide messenger RNA. RefSeq names its product ATP-sensitive inward rectifier potassium channel 1-like. Gene Ontology annotation, cellular component: plasma membrane. The record is from RefSeq and is a predicted model, not a curated record. The coding region runs from base 143 to 1255 and encodes 370 amino acids. Gene Ontology annotation, biological process: regulation of monoatomic ion transmembrane transport; potassium ion import across plasma membrane. Lineage: Eukaryota; Metazoa; Chordata; Actinopteri; Cypriniformes; Danionidae. Gene Ontology annotation, molecular function: ATP-activated inward rectifier potassium channel activity. The transcript is spliced from 2 exons.
CUUAUUAAUCAGUAACACACACUUCUUCAUUUCCAAUUUCCUGCUUUAGCUUGCUUUUAUAAGAGCGGAGGAAGGCUUCAGGAGCAGGAGAACCAGCGAGCGACUCAAGCUCUCUUCUCAGACUUCUCCAGCAGACUCAAAAAUGACUCGCUCCUUGAGAGAGUGGUUUAAAGAGUACAUGUCAGAGCGGCGCGGGCGCAAAAACCGCCUGGUCACCAAAGAUGGCCGUUGCAACAUCGAGUUCGGCAACGUGAUGCAUCGAAACCGCUUUGCCUAUGUCCUCGACUUCUGGACCACCUUCGUGGAGACCCGAUGGCGGUUCAUCCUCUUGUAUUUUGUGGCAUCCUUCACCCUCAGUUGGUUUCUCUUCGGACUAAUCUGGUACUGGUUGGCAAGAAACAAUGGUGACCUGUUGUGGCAGAAUCCAACACCAAGCCAUAAACCAUGUGCUUUUAGCGUUAAUGACAUGACGUAUGCCUUCCUUUUGUCACUGGAGACCCAGUCCACCAUUGGGUUUGGCAAUAUAUACGUCACUGACCAAUGUCCUGGAGGUGUGGCUCUGAUUGUAAUCCAGACUAUCAUAGGACUCUUCAUUAACAUCUUCUGGUGUGGUAUAGUUAUGACCAAAAUAUCCCUUCCAAAAAAGAGAGCCAAAACCAUCACCUUCAGUGAAUCCGCUGUCAUCUGUCCCAAAAAAGGCACUCUUUGCCUUCAAAUCCGUGUCGCCAACCUGCGCAAGACCUUAAUGAUCGGCAGUCAGAUUUACGGGAAGCUUCUGAGGACAACAGUCACUGGAGGUGAGACCGUCAUCCUGGACCAGGUCAGCAUUGACUUCAUGGUGGAUGCUGGGAAGGACAAUCUGUUUUUCGUGUGUCCUUUAACCCUGUACCACAUCAUUGACAAAAGCAGUCCAUUCUUCAACAUGGCUGUGGACACUAUGCAUCAGCAGGACUUUGAGCUCGUGGUUUUUCUCGAUGGCAUGGCUGAAUCCACCAGCUCUGCCUGCCAGGUCAGGACUUCAUACAUUCCUCAGGAGAUCAUGUGGGGCUAUGACUUUCUCCCGAUCAUCUCCCGUAGCAAAGAGGGAAGAUACCGAGUGGACUUUUCCAACUUUGCUAAAGUGGUGCCUGUUCCUACCGCACAUUGCUCCCACUGCUACCACAAUGAGCCCGGAAACCAUCUCCAUCUCAAGGGCAUUGACAACAAGGGCUUUGAGGUGAUUGACAUUGAGCCGCCAAAUGGCACCAAAAUGUAAUGCUUUUUUGACUGACUGGUCAACAUCUUGCACUAUGCCGAAACAUUGGACACUAAUGCUUCAUGUCUUUCAUAAUGGGGAUGAGAGGCGAGACGAGUGUUUCAAUAUCUCGAAAUACCACUUGAGUGGCAACACUGCAGGAAUCCAUUUCUUUUAUCAAAUGCACUGCUUUACUCUUCACAAAGCAAUGUUUUUUGUCUAUUCCACCUGACAGAAUUGAAAAUUUUUGACAUUCUGUUCUUCUGUUACUGUAGACAUUGAUUUCGGAGUUUGAGUAUCCACUGGCAAUUAAUUAAUUUGAGAUUGACUUAAAAAAAACUCAAAAAAUCCUCUGUAUCUCAGAUUCCAGCUGGUGGUUUUGUGCUCUGAAUCACUCUGGGAUGUUGUUUCUUGUUACAUUUGUAGAUUUAUUGUAAAUUUGCAUAAGUGAAUGUGUAAAUAUAAUUUUGUACUUUAUUUGUACAUACAUUUUUUUUAUGAAAAUAAAAAAUGAAACGU